AGUCAGCCAGAUAGCCAGCCAGUCAGUCAAUCAGUCAGACAGUUCAGUCAGCUACGCAGCUACGCUGCCAGCCAGUCAUCCAGUCAAUCAGUCAGUCAGCUAAUCAUUAAGUCAUCCAAUCAGUCAGCCAGCCAGCCAGCCAGUCAGCCAAUAUGUCAGCCAGCCAGUCAGUCAUCAGUCAGCUGGUCAUUCAACCAGCCUGACAGUCACCCACCCACCCACGUGCAUACCAUAAAUCCAAUUCUGAGCACACAGUACCGCUAAAAGUAUACACACUAAAAAGAUUUGGGGUGGAAGAAAACAGGCUUAGUAUUUUGAAAUAAUGAAUGUUUAAUAUAGAUCAUUUGAAUCACACGCGGGAGGAUGCUCACAAGACUCAGCUGAUCUCACGUCUCCAGAGGCAGCUCUGAGAUGACGCCUUUUUGUCUCACACACGUACCCUUCCUAGCUUUAUCAUAACAAAUUAUAAUAGUCAGCUCAUACACUACAUUUUGUAGUUAUAUGGAGUCAUAGUUUGCCUAUAUUGUUUUUUUCUUUCGUGAUGCUGUGAGAUGUUUGUUUCAAUAGCGGGCUACCAUGAGUACCGUACUUACCUACUUUUGCCCAAACACUUAUAUUUUAUCUUACUAAGCCAAAAUUUGGUGACUUUAAACACACAUGAAUAACAAUUUUCAAGUUAUCAAGAAACAUAUGUAGCAAUAAACCCAUAAAACUCAGAUAUGAGAUGAUACAGACACCAAAAUCGUAUCACUUUAUGGAUGAGUUUUUAACCAUAUAUACUAGAAACUCGGUUAAUUUGGGGAUAUGAAUGAUCUGUACAGUUCUAACGUUUAAGAGGAAGGGAGGAUAUAAGGCCAGUGAGGUGCGAAUUUAGCCCUUUCCAUUCCUAACCCUGAACCAUCGUCUGCUGUGCGACAUAACCCAUGUACUGAGACCCAGGGAGGAAAACAACAUAUAUUUCCCCUUAUAUCCCUCCAUUCCUCAUAUCCCACCCACCUCUUGCCCUCCAAGUAAACAAGAACCACAGAAUUAUCAUCCCAUGCUACUUAUACAAGAAUUAGACACGGGAAAUGGGAGAAAUAAAGGGAAAAAAAGAGGAUGAGGAGAGGGCGGUACGGUCCAUUGGGUGCAUGUGAGGUGAGUGUUUACUAGCAGAGCGGGGUGAAGCAGAGAGGAGCACGGUUGCAUCUCCCUGACCGUCACUCAUCUCGCCCUCGCCACCCACUCCGGGGCUUCACUCCCUCACCAGCCACCAGGAACCGAGCCUUCACUCCUCGCAAUGGUGACGGCAAGCAACAGGAGCAGCGGGGAGGGCAAGGAGGACAAGAAAGGAGGCGCCCCCAGCAACGGCCACGUCUCCAGUCAGUGUGAGGCGCGCCAGAAGGAUGGAGACAGUGGCAUGCGUGUGGGGAAGGCAUACCAGGCUGAGAUCCCCCCACUGCUCCCCUCCAAUGAGCGGCGGCCAGAACAGUGUCCAGAGAGGGCGCUGCUGGUGUGGGCGCCCAAGUUUGAGCUGAACGAAGAGAGCCUUGAGCAGUACAUCUGGCUAGCCAAGGACAAGUAUGGCUACAAUGCAGAGCAAGCUCUUGGGAUGCUCUUCUGGCACCGACACGACCUGGAGAAGGCGACAGCAGACCUGGCCAACUUCACUCCCUUCCCUGACGAGUGGACCACUGAGGAUAAGGUUCUGUUCGAGCAGGCCUUCCAGUUCCAUGGCAAGAGUUUUCACCGCAUUCGCCAGAUGCUGCCAGACAAGACCAUCGCACAGCUGGUCAAGUAUUACUACCUCUGGAAAAAGACUCGUCAACGCAGCUCUCUUAUUGACCCGCCACGCCCGCAAGCACACGGCCAAGCUGCAGCAAAUUUCCGAGGGUGUUGUGGGGACAGCAGUGGGGACCGGUCAGAGGAGGACGAGGAAGGGAAGGGCGGCGAGGAGUCAAAGACAUGCUCGAACUGCACCAUCCCUGCCUCCAUGCUGAACGAGUCUCCCAAGGGCCUGCAGUGCCUCACCUGUUACAACCACUGGAAACUGGGAUUCCACAGGAAAAUGGGAACCCUGCGUCCGACAGUGGGGCCAAUGAAGCGCGACAAGCAGCUCAUCAAACACAAACGGCGGCCUCCACGCGGCAUGCACAUCAACCAUGAGGAUCUAAUGGCCAUGAUCUCCUCGGGUCCCCCUGGCCCCCCCGGUGCCCCCACCCCCGGCCAGCAGCUGCUCCGACACAUGGAGAACGAGGUCAUUGCUCUCAAACGCCAGGUGCAGAUCAACAAGGCUCAGAUCAGCAGCCAGCGCAGCAAGAUAGCAGAGGACGGCAUCACUACCUUCAGGCCGCCACCCCAGGCUGGCCCCCCCAAGGCCAAGUGGUCACAAGAGGAGCUGCUUCUGGCUGUUCAGGCGGUGAGGUACUUUGGCAAGGACUUCAAGGCCAUCGCUGAGAUCGUGGGAAACAAGACAGAGAACCACGUGCGCAGCUUCUUCGUGACGUACCGCAAGCGUUACAACCUGGAUGGCGUGCUGCGGGAGUGGGAGGAGGAGCACGGCCCAGUCCGCACCAGUGAAGCCGAGUGACACCAGCCCAUGCAGCCACCACCGCCGCCCACUACCACCGCCACCACCACCACUCCCACCACGACAACAGAGUCAAAAUAAGUGGUACCUGUGUGGAAGGUACCACUGUGGGGCUCUCUAGGCGGCACUGGUGGCUCUUGCAGUCUUACAAUCCCCUGGUACUGUGUUGGGAGGGACCUGGAAGCCUUGAGUCACUUGGUAAGGUUUCCAGGUUCUUGUCCUGCUGGUGAUGAUCCUUCAGCAUCUCAGUUUUGGAUGCCAGAAUGAUGAUGCUGUUUCUUGGGUGUGUUGUGUUGUUAUGUGUUGCAAAUAUUAAUAUCCAGUAUGAAGAUUGUGUGUAUUUUUUAGGUUUCCAAGAGGAUGCAAUAUUGAUACAUGUCACAGAAUUGAUAUUUUUGAGUUCAUGUGGGUCUGUCAGGGUGUUCAGCUUGAAAUGCUGCAGGAUUCACACACUCACUCUAGAUUUCAUUAUAGGUACUGCAGAGUUGUUGUAAAACACACAUUAAGAAUAUUGUGUUGUAGAAUCCACAUACACACACACACACCCAAGUAAUUUUUUUUUGAGGAUGGUUUUGCUCGUAUACUGCCCAGAGGUGGCAAGCUGACACCUCAAGAUGCUGUGUGUUUCGGGGAUGAGUGACACACCUCAGAAAAACACAUUCUUUAUAAUACUGGUAAAGAGUGUGUGUUGCGGGAGUCACACACACACACACACACACACACACACACACACACACACACACACACACACACACACACACACACACACACACACCUUAAUAACGACCGAACCUUCACGGAGAUAGUGUGCUGAAGGUUGUUGCAAAGUUGACACACCAGAAAAUGUGUUCUUUGAGUGUAAAAACUGUUAAGUGUAUGUGUAUUGUAGAAAUGACACAAGCACACACACAAAAAAAAAAAAACCCAGUGACGAUUUGAAUCUUCAGGGUUGUCACUGAUUCCUUGUCAAUUGAUCACCUCUAGAUGUCGAGGCACGGUAGCAGCAGCAGCAGCAGCAAUAGCCUGAGGUGCACGAGUUCCUAAUGUUUACUGGCGGCACACACAAGGCUGCCCUUCACUUGUGUCCUGCCGCUGCCAACACGCAAUGCUACACCAAGCCGUUUUCCCAUUUUCUGCAUUUCCCACCUGCAUGGUUCACACCGCUGCCAUUUUUUGCUGUCAUAAGCCAUGGAGGUGAACUUUUCUGCCAUGAUAGUGUGUAGAAGUGAUGUAUUAUUAUUAUUAUCAUUAUUAUUAUUAUUAUUAUUAUUAUUAUUAUUAUUAUUAUUAUUAUUAUUAUUAUUAUUAUUAUUAUUGUUAUUAUUGUUUUAUUUAUUUUUAAGAGUGUUGCACCUUUGUGUCAUCAAUUGUGAGUGGUAGAGUAUUUGAGAUUGAAAUGGAGAUCAAUGGAGUUACGGUACCAAUGAGUGGCUUCACUGUUUUCAUCACCAUAACACACACAAUCUCCCACACACACACACAGUGCACGGCCGUAAAUGAAAGCAAGAGAGAGAGAGAGAAGUAGAUCUAAUGCCCCAGCACUGACUAAGUGUACAGUACAGUAGAUGUAUUUAUUAUUUUCCUACACCAUCACGCUAACUGGUGGACUGUCCAUGUAGAUUAAGACAUUAGACUUGUAGAGGACAUGGGAGUGUUCUGUGAGGGACCAGGAUGUGUGUGUGUGUGUGUGUGUGUGUGUGUGUGUGUGUGUGUGUGUGUGUGUGUGUGAGAGAGAGAGAAUGAAAAAUAACACAUCUGAACCUCAAUUGUGGGUUAAGCAAGGAAGACAUAAGUCUCUCUCUCUCUCUCUCUCUCUCUCUCUCUCUCUCUCUCUCUCUCUCUCUCUCUCUCUCUCUCUCUCUCUCUCUCUCUCUCUCUCUCUCUCUCUCUCUCUCUCUCUCUCUCUCUCUCAGUCAUAACUUUUAAGAAAUUAAAACCUAAACUAUUGAAAAAUGUAGUAUGAGCCUUUUGUUUGUUUGUUUUUCUGUACAUUAUUGGAUAAAGGAAGAAAAUAGUAUUAAUGUGAAGAAGAAAAAACACUGAAAAAAAUUUCUUACACUUAUAAAACAUGCUUGUAUUUUGCCAGAUUUUGUGGCUCACAUCCCUGCAGGCCGCAUCCCAUCACAUGUCACCCCAUACAUAUGUACAUUAGCAUCAAAUCCUCUAUAUUUAUAAUGCACACACUCAUUUUAUUUUUGCCAUACUUAUCCCAGCACAUCCCUAGCAGCCCACAGCUCAUCACCCCUCACCUGUUUUUCACUCACGUGUACAUUUCACCAUGGGUUCCCUUACAUUUAAGACACACACUUGACACUCCAGCAGAUUCAUCGAGUUCACCCACCCUCAGCAAGCCAUCGUCACCCACUCACCCACCCUCCACCCGUGCAUUUGUACAUUUAAGCAUCACCAUUGCCUCACACCUGCACUCCACAUCUGUACAAAGCUGCAUGUACACCCCCAAUGGCACCCGUUCUUAGUCCCAGAGUCGUCACACACAUCACCCCUCGCCCUUCUUGUGUUCUCCAGUAUUAUGUUCUUCCUCACAUUUCCUGGUAGUGAUGGUUGGUCCUGUGUGUUUUAGCCUUAAGGAUUUCUCUUUUAAGUUUUUUUGUGUGAAGGGGAGGAUGAGUUGUGUCUCUCUCUCUCUCUCUCAGUGUGGGAAGUCAAACACUGAUCAAUCUUAAUACUGCUAGGUGUUGACAGUGUGGGUUGAUCUUGAAGUCUUAUUGUCAGAGUCGAUCAUGUGUAAUUUUUUCCCAUUCAUGGUAGUGAUUGAUUGUGUGUGUAUUAAAGUAGGUGAUUUUUUUUCAUCUAGAAAGUUUCCUUGAUGAAAAACAACUGUGUGUUUUUUCUCUUCUCUGUGUUAAGACAUGCAGUGAUUGUAUGGUAAAGGAAAUGAACUUACAAACUCACUCUCUCCGUCUUAAAAAUUCACCUUAUUAUGGGAGGUCUGAUCAUGUAUUUUUCUUCUCUAGUGUUUGUUUGUUGUAUACUUUUUAUAUAACUCUCUCUCUCUCUCUCUCUCUCUCUCUCUCUCUCUCUCUCUCUCUCUCUCUCUCUCUCUCUCUCUCUCUCUCUCUCUCUCUCUCUCUCUCUCUCUCUCUCUCUCUAAGUGAAAAUUUACCACACGUUUCUUUUUCUCAUCUCAGUCACUCCAGUAACAUUUCUCGUAUUCUUUUAUAUAAUCUCACCAGUCAUGUGUUUGGUUUCCUCUUGCCUCCUAUCAAGUGUUCCUUUAUCUCAAGACACCCAGAUAUUUCAUGAUUGUGCUGUGGUGAGGUGUAGUGCCUGAUGUGUCUGUGUGUGUGUCUGUGUUGAUCCCUGGAUACUGUGGAGAUUGGAUAGUUUGCUGGUGUGGGAAAGGCUAUAUAGGUUUGUACUGGCUUGAUUUGUGUGAUCUGUUCAGUUUGCUGGUUCUCCCUCUCUCUUUUUUUUGUCUCUGUCCAAUCAUUGCCCCUUUUCUAUAUGCUCAUCAUCUCUAUCUACUUAUCUGAAGGAAUGACUUGUGAAGAUAACUUUGGGAAAGCAGGCAGGCAGGGUCCCAUAAUAAAUUCAAUCACUUUUUGUCCCCCUCUUAUGAAGAUUGAGUUGCAAAGCUUUGUAGAAGUGAAGCUAUGUGAAGUAUUGAGUCAGUGAUGUGCCUUGAAGUGUCCCAUGAGCUUGUUAGUUUAGGAAGGGACGUGUGUGGCUGUCCGUGAGUGGAUCCUGUCAUUUGUAUAGGAGUCGGUCGGCUACUGCUCUCCAGAAUCCCUGUCAUGCCUGUCAUGUAAAAUUUAUACAGCAUCAAACUUUCACUUCUUUAGAUUUGUUCCCAUAAAAACACACAGCUUUCUAGGCACCUCUGUACAGCAGUCUCUUAAAUGAAACUGACAUUAAAAGGCAAAAACUAUACUUAUCUCC
Molecule: messenger RNA, 6469 nt
Organism: Scylla paramamosain (green mud crab)
Lineage: Eukaryota; Metazoa; Arthropoda; Malacostraca; Decapoda; Portunidae
Product: REST corepressor 2-like
Biological process (GO): negative regulation of DNA-templated transcription; regulation of transcription by RNA polymerase II
Cellular component (GO): transcription regulator complex; histone deacetylase complex
Molecular function (GO): transcription corepressor activity
Source: RefSeq, a predicted model, not a curated record